Molecule: messenger RNA, 1949 nt
Organism: Pocillopora damicornis (cauliflower coral)
Lineage: Eukaryota; Metazoa; Cnidaria; Anthozoa; Scleractinia; Pocilloporidae
Product: stearoyl-CoA desaturase 5
Biological process (GO): unsaturated fatty acid biosynthetic process
Cellular component (GO): endoplasmic reticulum membrane
Molecular function (GO): stearoyl-CoA 9-desaturase activity; iron ion binding
Source: RefSeq, a predicted model, not a curated record
CUCUUAAAAAGCCACCGUCUAAGCAAUUUUGGACAUAACUUUCUUCGAGCUCAGUCGAUGUCAGCGAAACAGUUCUAGAAUUUGAAGAGAGAAAUUAAUCUACAAAGGAAAAUUUAUUGAGAGAGGAAAUAUGGCUCCUAGAAGUUCAACACAAACAGAAACACUCGUAGUCGAGCCCGAUUCAAAGAUUUGCGAUGACAACAACCGGAAACGAACCGAACGGGAAAUUGUACGGUUCAAUGUUUACUUCAUGAUAGUGCUGCACCUGAUGGCAGUAUACGGCAUUUAUCUUUUACCUAGCGCAAACCCGCGGACGUGGCUUUGGACGUGGUUAUGUCACUUCAUUGGAGGACUUGGUAUUACAGUUGGUGUUCACAGACUUUGGUCUCAUCGUUCGUUCAAAGCAACUUGGCCCCUGAGACUUGCUCUGAUGAUGAUGAACUGCAUCGCUGCACAAAAUGAUAUUUUUGAAUGGGCGAGGGACCAUCGUGUUCACCAUAAGUACUCCGAAACCGAUGCCGACCCUCACAAUGCCAAAAAUGGUUUCUUCUUCUCGCACGUCGGAUGGCUGUUGGUUAAAAAGCACCCUGAUGUCAUUUCGAAGGGAAAACAGAUCGACCUGAGUGAUUUGUACGACGAUGGAAUUGUCAUGUUCCAACGAAGAAACUACAAGUUACUCGUGGUAAUUUUCAACAUUGCAAUACCAAUUGCUGUACCAUGGUUGUUCUGGAAUGAAAGUGUCUGGAAUGGCUUCUUUAUUUGUUAUGCACUCCGUUAUGUCGUCACUCUUAAUGCCACAUGGUGUGUUAACAGCCUUGCUCAUCUCUGGGGAUCAAAACCAUAUGACAAGGGCAUUAAUCCUUCUGAGAAUUUCUCUGUUGUCUUGGCAACUGGAGGAGAAGGGUUUCAUAACUUCCACCACACAUUCCCACAGGACUAUGCUACAAGUGAGUUAGGUUUGCGAUUUAAUCCCUCCAAGUGGUUCAUUGACCUUUGUGCAAACCUUGGACUGGCAUAUGACUUGAAAACUAUCUCAAAAGACACCAUCUUAAAGCGAAGAAUGCGCACUGGAAAUUUACAGCAUCUUAAACAUCAUGAUGACUAAAUGGUCUGAUUUACAUUACCAUAAACAAGCUUCAUGACUUUUUUGCUAAGUGCUUUCUCUCCUCUGGAAGAAUUAAGCUUCUAGCUUCAAACAUCAAAGGCAUUUUUAAUGCUGUGUGAUGCAUUAUGCCAUCAAAUUCUUUAUUUUAAUAAGUUCAGACCAGUGCUUAGUUUUCUAAAAUAUAUUUGUUUCACUAAGCUAAGCGUGGAAAUUUCCAUUUAACUGCCACUUAAAAUUGAGACAAAUAACAGUUUGCUUUGAUUGAAAAGCAAAAGUUAAGUUCAAGUUAAAAGUUAAGUUUCUAGAAUUUAAUAAGGAUUCAAGAGUUUUUUCCAGUAUGUCUUGUGAGGUGAAAACUUAGAGAUGAUUAAUUAUUAUAGCUAUAUGUUAAUAUUUCUUGAACUGAUCAUUUAAAAAGCAUAAGAGCUGUCUUAAAUAUAUCAAACAAAGUUGCUUGAAAGCAAAUGAUUCACAACACAAUUACUUCUUAAAAAAAAGCUUCUCCCUAAAGACAAAAAUUAAUUAAAUUCUAGUUAUAUAUUACAUAGUGCAUAAAUGAAGCACUGUUAAUUUAAUAUAAUGUCAGAAAGUACUCACUGGCACUUAAUCGUAGAUGUCACUUUGACCCACUAUCUCCCCUCCCCUCAUAACAAUACACACCUAAAUUUGGGGAAAGGUGCUUUACCAAGUCAAUUAAGACCCCCCUCCCCUAGGUAGAAUUUAUAAGGUAAUACCUAUAAUAAGUAUGCUUUAUUUAAAGAUUUUUGGGCCAAGGUGCAUGGUUUGGGCAAAUUAAAACAACAUUUUUACCAAAGUAUUUGUGUUUUUCACAUUUUCAAUACAU